Microplitis demolitor is the source of this 2387-nucleotide messenger RNA. Its product is annotated as synaptic vesicle glycoprotein 2B-like. Gene Ontology annotation, biological process: transmembrane transport. Bases 729 to 2285 code for a protein of 518 amino acids. The record is from RefSeq and is a predicted model, not a curated record. Lineage: Eukaryota; Metazoa; Arthropoda; Insecta; Hymenoptera; Braconidae. Gene Ontology annotation, cellular component: membrane. Gene Ontology annotation, molecular function: transmembrane transporter activity. The transcript has 12 exons.
UUUGUAAAUUGGCGACUUUGCCUUUAGCAAUUUACUAUUUGAAAAGUUUUAAAUAUGUUGAUUUGAAAUUCGGUACCCAGUUUCUAUGAUUCUUCCCCUUCAAAAUGAAAGUUUGGACGAUCUGAUUGAUCCCAUAAAUACAAUGUUAAAAAUAAUUUGAAAAUUACAAUACAAAAGGAAUUGAAUUUUCAUAAAUAGAUGUUUGAAUUGUAUUUUCAAUAAAAAAAAGCUUUAAAUUUAAUAUUCGUAAUUUAAUAGUCAAGCUGGUAUUUAAAACUAAGAAAAAAAAUAUGAAUUUUAAUAAUUCCAUCUGAAAUUUCAUAAUACUUGAAAAUAUUUGAAAAUUCAAAUGCUUUUAUAUGAAAUUUCUGCGUGUGACGUGCUGUGCAUUCAGUAAUCAAGGAUUGUGUAGUGAAAUAUAUAAUAUAUAUAGAUUUUUGUUUACGCGAUCACAGCAAAAAAAAUAGAUUUUUUUGCCCUCCGGCCAGAAAGUGGCAGCUUUCAGGCCGCUGCCCUGAACGAAGUUGCAGCUUUCCAGCUUCGGCGAGCAGAAAAAUAGUAUAUUACAUACCUAGUCGCACAGGGUUUUUUCUGGUUUAUACAUUGUUUCGAACAACUCCACAAAAUUUCAAACGCAUGAGCGAUUGGGUCUGCACUUUUGGAUUUAGCAAUUUUUAAACUUUUUAAUAUUUCUUAUGUUCAAAAAAAGAAUUUUCUACUGACUAUCUAUGAUGGAGGCUUCACGAAUAGAUGAACAAGUUGUUCAAGACGCUUUAAAUGAAACAGGUUUUGGAAAAUUUAGCUAUAAAGUAUUGAUUAUUGUUACUUUAAUAUCAAUAAAUACUGGUAUCAGUUUUGAAAAUGUCAGUUUCGUAAUGCCAGCAGCUGUUUGUGAUUUUAAAAUGUCAACAAUUGCACAGGAUCGCAUAGCAAUCAGUUCAUUGUUUGGACUGGCACUGGGCCCAUAUUUUUGGGCUUGUAUGGCUGAAACUAAAGGUCGGAAAGUAAGUUUAAUCAUCGGUUUACUUUUGGAUGGUUGCUCAAAUGCUCUAGCUUCUGUAAUAUCUAAUUACUAUGGCUUUGUAAUUUGUAAAUUUUUCAAUGGAGUCGGUAUAGGUUCACAAUUUACAGUACUAUUCACUUAUAUUGGAGAAUUUCAGCCCGAUAACUAUAGAGACAAAGUGCUCUCCUGGCUAGAAUUGCCAUUUAUUUUGGGCGCAAUUUUAAAUGCAGGGAUUGGUUGGAUUAUCAUUCCUUUGAAGUUUAGUUACAUAAGUGAAACAACUUUUUUUUUUUUCAACCCUUGGAAUUUAUAUAUUUUAAUAUGUGCAAUAGUGGCACUUAUCGCCGCAUUUUGUUUGACUUUUCUACCAGAAACUCCUAAAUAUCUUGCUGAAACUGGGCAGUAUACCAAAUUAAUGGGUGUUCUUUGUCAAAUGUAUCACGAAAAUACAGGACAGUCAGAUAUAAAUUACAUAGAACGAUUAGAACAGUUGCAUAAUCCAGGCAUAAAUGAUUUGUUGUCAAAAGUAAAAUUAACAAAUGUUCCAUGCGAGUAUAAACCGACUUUUAUCAAGAAAUUCGUUAAAUUUAUCAAGCAAGUUAAGGAAAUUAUGAAGCCACCUUAUUUGAAUAGAACCUUAAUUAUUUGUGUAUCAAUGUACGGUACUUCGUAUUCACUUUUUGUUACCAUGUUAUGGAUUCCCGAAAUUUUCGAAAGGUUUGCAAUAUUUGAAGAAAAGUAUCCUAAUAUGACUGCAAGUGUUUGUCUUGUUUCGGAAAAACUUAAUUCCGAAGAUGCUAUACUAAAGAAUACUAUUAAUUUUGAUGACUGUCCAUCUAAAUUGGACUAUACAGUGUAUUCACAAACGAUAAUUGUAUGUUUGGCAGCGAUACCAGCCGGAGUAUGGUUACCGCUUUUUAUCGACAAACUCGGAUAUAAAUUCCAUUUCAUUCUAGCAACCUCAGUUACAUCUUUACUUUACAUAGGACUGUUGUUGGUCAAAAGUUCAUCCCAAAAUUUUAUCGUCUCAUGUGUUAUCGACGGACUUUCAUUUGGAGCAAAUGUUAUAUACUAUAUGUUAGUUAAUUUAUAUCCUACGCAUUUAAGAGUUAUUGCUUCAAAUCUCGUUGCUUUUGUUGGAUACAUUGGAGGUACGGUCAGCAUUAUUGUAGUCGGUUAUUUAGUUGAUGAUCACUGUCUGACACUGAUAGUAAUCAUAAGCGCUCAUGUUGGAGUUGCAGCUAUUUUCGGAUUUUUUAUUCCGACUAGUCAACCAACGUAGAAUUUUAUAAACAAAAUAUUUGAAGAGAUUUUAGUUCAAUCAAAUAAAAAUAAAUAUAUAUGUAAUAAAUAAGUAUAAGAUAUAUCAAAAAACAUCGAGCAG